UCUUUCUCUUGCACCACAAAGGUUUCCUUAUACAUUCCUCUAUAGUACAACCUAUGCACACACAUAGCUAAACAUGCAACAGUAUAUGUGAGCCAUUGGGAUACUAUGGAUUAGUCACGUGAUGCUAACGCGUAGUUUUGUAUAUUUACCAACUCACAUGCUCGACUAUUCGCUCGCACGACAAUAUAGUAGAAGUAAUGUAGGAUUCGGAAUGGAGUGAUAUAUCGCUUCCAGAUGCACACAGUAUAGAGUGAAACCGAGACAUGUGUGUGCAGCGAUGAGGUGACGUUGUAUUGUCGCGACGAGUCAAGUGUUCGGGAGUGAGCAACGAGACGUGUGUAAUGUAGUGUGUACAAUCGUCACGGCUAUAUAGCUCUCCUCUCUCUCCUUGCCUUUAAAUGCUGUGGUGUAAACGCAAUCACGAAUUCUUCAACUCCCCGCAGUCUGUGACGGUGCCGUGCCUGCGACUGCGAUAUACGACGUUGACGGAUUCGUAGCAGCAGGAGCAGCGGCGGUACGAUGAUGAUAGCAUGAGCAGCAGCAUCCUGUUUGAGAGCAAAACGAUUUCGUGCCGAUGUCGUGCGACAACAUACUUCUACUGUGGCUCGCUUGCCUCAUGCCUUUUUUUACUUAUUAAUUCGUCUUUGAGUGUUCGUUAAAAAUAUAUCUCGUGCUCAUCUGGAACCUCAAGUUCGAAGCGCUUAUGCGUUUCAACCGAUCUGCUUGCAAUCAUGAUGACGACAUGGAGAAGAGUGAAGGAACAUCGGAUGGGCGUUGCCAUUUACAAUUUUUUGGAAGAAGGAGAAUUUCGACUACUUCUAAAUGUUGGAGAUGCUCUUAUCGUAUUACGUGAGUGUGAUGAAUGGUAUUAUGGCUAUAAAAAGUACGAUGGCAAACAUGGGAUUUUCCCCAAAUCUUACAUUUGCAUUCAAGAAAGAUCUGGGAAUAUGGAAAGUCUCAUGAAUGAAAUUACCAGUGUUUUGAGAGAAUGGGGGUAUUACUGGAAACAGCUCUAUGUGAGUCAUUCUGAUAAUUUUGCAAAAAUUCAUCAGCAAAUUUUGGAAUUGACAAAUUAUAGAAGCAAAAUUUUAAGUGGAACUUUGACCAUUGAUGAGUUGAAAGAUAUGAAAAAAUUGGCUACUGCAAAAAUUGAUAUUGGUAACCAGUUAUUGGAGCUUGAUAUGGUUGUCAGAGAUGAACAUGGCAAUAUUUUGAAUCCAGACUUGACUAGUACUGUUCAGUUGUAUUACCAACAUGAAACUGCAGCAGAAAGGAUUAGAAAAGCUACUACUGAAACUAAAAAGAAAUCUGUAAAACCACAAGCACCAGUUUAUUCCUACAUAUUUUUUGUAAAUAUUAAAAAUUUUGUGUGCAAAAUGGUAGAGGAUGUUGAACUUUUGUUGACUCUGUAUGAUAGUAAAGAAAUGAAGGCAAUAACCGAGAAUUAUGUUUUUUCAUGGAGUAAACAAGGUCUCAUGCCAGAUAUAGAUCAAUUGCAUAAUCUUAAAGUUUUAUUCACAGACUUAGGAAGUAGAGAUUUAUCUAGAGAAAAAGUUUAUCUAAUUUGUUACGCCAUUAGAGUCGGAGGUAUGGAAGCUAAGGAAGUUGAUCACAGGCGUUCUAGUGUUGUACAAAAUAGUCAAAAGCCAAAAGGUCAGGAUAGUAUGAGAAGGCCAUUUGGUAUUGCUGCUAUGGAUGUUACAGUUUUUAUAAAUGGCAAACUGGAGAGUGAUUCAGAAACUGAAUACUGCAUUCCUUUUAUCCAUUGUGAGAAAGAAAGUUUAGAUGGUACUUUACGGAGGAUUCUUGCACAAAAGGAUGUAAAUUUACCAAAAAAUAACAGCGUAGGAAAUCCUGUUGGCCAAGGUCUUUGGUGUAGCUUAAAAUUACUGCGAGGAGAUGUCAAACAAGUUAGAGAUGAAAACCCUCACUUGGUUCUUGGUAAUGUAUCAAUUGCACGUAAGAUGGGAUUCCCAGAAGUAAUUCUGCCAGGUGAUGUUCGAAAUGAUUUAUAUCUGACACUUGUUAGUGGUGAAUUCAGCAAAGGUUCAAAAUCAACAGAUAAAAAUGUUGAAGUAACUGUAAAAGUGUGCAAUGAUGAUGGUGUAGCUAUACCAGGAGUUAUUACUCUUGGAGGAGGUGCACUAUGCAUAGAUGAUUAUCGAAGUGUCAUAUAUUACCAUGAAGAUAAACCAAGAUGGUGUGAAACUUUCAAAAUUGCUGUUCCUAUAGAAGAAUUUAAGCUAGCACAUUUAAAGUUUACUUUUAAACAUCGAAGCUCAAAUGAGGCUAAAGACAAGGCAGAAAAACCAUUUGCAAUGAGUUACGUUAAACUUAUGCAAAAAAAUGGUACAACUUUGCAAGAUACACAACAUGAACUUUUAGUUUAUAAAAUUGAUAAUAAAAAGUAUGAUGAUUACGAUUCUAAUUACUUGAGAUUACCAUCAACUAAAGAAGAACUGAAUGAGCUUGGUUUAGAGAAAAAACCAAGUUUAGGCCCUCUAAGUUUAUCGUCAAAAGAUAACUUCUUGAUUGCCACAAAUGUUUGUUCUACCAAAUUGACUCAAAAUGUAAAACUUUUGGGCUUAUUGAAUUGGUCUUCUUCGAAAACAGACUUGAAAGAAUCUUUAACAGCUCUAAUGAAAGUUGAUGGCGAAGAAGUAGUCAAAUUUUUACAAGAUGUCUUAGAUGCAUUGUUUAGUAUUUUAAUGAGUAAUACAGACAGUGAUGACUAUGAUGAUAUGGUUUUUGAGUGCCUUCUUCAUAUAAUUAGUUUAGUUUCGGAUCGGAAGUAUCAACACUUCCAGCCAGUUUUAGAUUUAUAUAUUUCUGAAAGUUUUUCUGCAACGUUAGCGUACAAAAAGUUGAUAGCAGUUUUGAAAAAGCGUAUUGACAGCGCGAGUGCUAGCGAUGGGAGAGAUCUAGAAAAAGAUAUUUUAUUGAAAACUAUGAAAAAUUUACAAUAUUGCAUGAGAUUUAUUGUUGAGUCUAGAUUGCUAUUUACAGAAUUAGAUCAAGAUGAGGAAGAAUUUUCACAAACUCUUACUGAACUUUUAAGAUCUAUUGUCGAUCUUAUGAAAUAUGAGACUGAUGGGACGUUAUUAGUUCAAGGUGCUUGUUUGAAAUAUUUGCCGUCCACAAUACCUCAUUUGCUAAAAGUUUACAGUGGAAAACAACUUAGCAUGAUUCUGAUAGAUCUAUUGGUUACUCUUCCGUCUGGUAGACUUACGAAGCAAAAAAUGAUGACUGUCAACGAUAUCGUUCACAGUCCAUUGUUCUUAAACAUGGAGUGUAGACAAAUUUUAUUACCAAGAAUCACUAUUCUUGUUCGAGAUCUUCUAGAAGCGAAAGAAGAGGGACUGUCGGGUACGCCUGGAAAGAGCGUGGCGAAGGUAGCCAGGCUGCUCGGUGAAAAUCGGCACCGACUCAAUCAACAUCGCGGCUACUCUGAAGAGGUCGAAUUAUGCGUGAAAAUUCUGUCGGACGUGCUGGACUUGACGUUCAGAAGAGACGUCGGCUCGACCGCCUCGGACAUCAAAGAAAUCAUGCUUACCGCCCUGAGAACGAUUAUUCAGACUGUGAUAUCAAUGGAUAGAGAAAACCCCUUAGUUGGUAAUCUCGUAUCCGUUAUGUUGUCGAUUUUCAGGCAAAUGAAUCAACAGCAUUAUGAAAUCUACAUUCAGCAUUUUGGCACGCAGUUUGAUUUGCUCGACUUUAUCAUGGAAAUUUUGAUGGUUUUCAAAGACCUCGUGUCUAGAAGUGUCUUCUCCAACGAUUGGUGCGAAAUGAUAAUGCUCCAGAACAGCGUCAUUCUCAAAGCCUUAUGCUUCUUCUCAACGACUAUUCGAGAACUGUUCAAUGCUUCUUUCGAGCAGCAAGCCUGGUCGAAUUUCUUCCACUGCGCUAUCGCUUUCCUGACUCAGCCAGCUCUGCAAUUGGAAAGUUUCACGCAAGCUAAGCGUAAACGCAUUGUUGAGCAAUACAAGGACAUGAGGAGAGAAACUGCCGUGGAAAUUCAUAAGAUGUGGAUUAGUUUAGGGGCGAGAAAACGAUUAUUUGUGCCGGCUCUCGUCGGAGCUAUUUUAGAAAUGGCUUUGAUUCCUGACACUGAACUCAGAAAAAAUGCGGCCAUACCGAUAUUCUUUGAUAUGAUGCAAACUGAGUUCUACAGCUCUAAAUACGUUGAAGGCUUUAGUGAUAAGAAAGCUCAUGGAAAUACUAAGGCUAAUUUCAAUCAGUUUGAAAACGAAAUGAUUGCCAAACUUGAUAUUUUGGUUGAAGGUGGGAAAGGAGACGAAGACUUUCGCGAUUUAUGGGUAAAAGAAAUGACACCUCUAUGCGAGAACCAUACGUCAAUGAAAGAACAAGGUCUUCGAUUUGUUAAAAUUGUUGCCGAGCUCAUGGAUCACCUGCUGCAAUAUCGCGAUGUUAUUCAUACAGAAUCUCAAGAACACAGAAUGCUUUGUACAGUUAAUCUUUUAGAAUUCUAUUCGGAAAUUAAUAGGAAUGAGAUGUACAUAAGAUACGUUAAUAAACUAUGUGAACUUCAUCUGGAAUGCGACAACUAUACAGAAGCGGCUUAUACGUUACAGUUGCACAGUCGACUUUUGAAAUGGAGCGACGAAUCUUUAUCUCCUUUACUUAAAUCGAGUAGAUAUCCUCAUUGUCAAACGCAUCGUGAACUAAAAGAAUGUUUAUACAAUGAUAUGAUUGACUACUUCGAUAAAGGAAAGAUGUGGGAGUCUGCUGUUGCAGUGUGCAAGGAAUUAUCUGCUCAAUACGAAGAGGAAACCUAUGAGUACCUUCAACUAUCUGUGCUAUUGAGGCGAAUGGCCAAAUUUUACGAUUCUAUUGUUAAACAACUUAGGCCAGAACCCGAAUAUUUCCGCGUUGCAUAUUACGGUCGUGGCCAUCCAUCUUUCUUACGAAAUAAAGUUUUUGUAUACAGAGGAAAAGAGUACGAGAGGUUGAGCGAUUUUUGUUCGAGAACAUUGAAUCAGUUACCCAAUGCUGAACAAAUGAAUAAGUUAUCUCUACCUAGUGACAAAGUUAUGGAAUCGAAUGUUCAGUAUGUACAAAUAAACAAAGUCGAUCCUGUGAUGGAUGAGAAGAAGCACAGAUUGAGUGGAAAACCAAUUACUGCUGAACCUGUUUUAAGAUAUCAUCGCGUUAACAACGUGCAGAAAUUCCGUUUUUCAAGGCCAGCACCUAGAAAGGAAUUUAUGUCAAAUGGCGAAAAAGAAUCAGGAAAUGAAUUUGCCUCUUUGUGGCUGGAAAGAACUGUUCUGUCAAUUAGUCAUACAUUGCCUGGUAUACUUAGAUGGUUUCCCGUUGUUUUCAGCGAUACAUACUUAGUCAGCCCACUACGCAAUGCUAUUGAAACUAUGGAGGCUACAAAUGCAGCUUUGAGAGAUCUCAUAAUAGCACAUAGAGCGGAUAUCAAUCUUCCACUAAACCCGCUAAGCAUGAAACUAAAUGGUGUACUAGAUCCUGCUGUGAUGGGAGGCAUCGACAAUUAUGAGAAAGCUUUUUUGAAUGCCGAGUAUAGAGAAGCGCAUCCUGAAGAUGUGAGAGAUUUGGAAAAAUUGGAAAAUUUAAUUGCAGAGCAAAUACCCUUACUUGGAGUCGGUGUUCAAUUGCACAAGGCAAGAGCAUCGCUGGAACUCGCACCUUUCCAUCAACAUCUUGAGCAAUGUUACGCGACUAUGCGUGUCCAAGUGGAAGCUAGAUAUGGAAAAAGAACGUGUGAUUUGCAAAUUGAAAUGGCUUCAUCGUCAGUUACCAUGAGAAGGCAUGUUCCGAAAGGCGAUAACCAACGUCUAUCCGAAACAAGUAUCGCAAGCAACGAUUGCGGUACUCGAUCCAGAGUUACUUCGCUUACGAGAUCCCAAGUAGCCGCACUGAAAUCUCUAGCGACCUUCAAUUUCAACAGUGGUUCCUAUAUCUCGGGUUUUCCGAGCGUUGGGUUAACAAGGAACAACGCAUCGACACGUUCGCAUAUACUAUCCACAACUUCCUUACAAAAAGCCUUAGGCAAUUCAAAUACUGGCACAAAUAAAAAAAAAGAUUCUAAACGACGUAGUUCCCGUAAAAGUGACUCGGCAAAUAAUUCGAAAGCAGAGCAACCCACUAGUCAGUGGUACACUAUGCCAGAACCAAUACAGAUUCAAUCAUCUCCACUGAUUUCUGCUUCAACACCUAGCCUUGUUGCCUCUCCAGUAUUUGAACUCAGACAAGAGUUAACGCCAAAACGACCAUUAAGAUCAGAAGCCGAAAAAGAACGUCGUUUAAGUAAUCGUUGGUCAGGCCAAUCUCAAUCAUACCUUCGUUCGCUGAGCAAUGGCUUGGAUACGCACAGUUUAGGAAAGGGUAACCGCGAUAGCAUCGGCACCACAGACAGUACUGCGUCGGAAGACGAUCCCCCACCACCAUUACCAAUAAAAACUCGGGAGGUGGAUUAUUGCAAUCUCCCAGACGACAGUUCUAUUAAUUAUUGCUCGGUUAACUCCUUAGCCAGCAUAACUCGCACGGCCAUAUAUCGACCGAAGAGCAAAUUGCCUAUUCCAAUUGACAGCUUUGACGGCCAUGGAAAGCCGCCAACGCCACCACCAAAGCCUAAAAGACCGAUUCAUUCUUUAAGCAAAACUGCCCUCAUCUCGCCGAGCGACUCGGAAAGCUCAAACCAGGACUCGUCUACGGCAUGACUUUAGUCCUAACUAAUUUUAGCCAUACUUUACCUGAGAUACUUGUAGCUGUUACUUCUUUAUAAUAAUAUUAGCGUACUUUUCCUAGAAAGCUUUUAUACGGAUCAAAUCGAACAAAGCAUAUGUCUAGCUUAUAUUUUAUAACAAUUUUAUUGUACAUUUUUAACAAAUCAUACAAUUUUUUAAACUGUUUUAUCGAUCGCCGAAACUUUAGAAAACCAUGACUUUUUGAUACUAUUCAAUUUUCAAUGUCGAGAUUCACUGAGACUUACACUUGUAAGUAAUAUAAGAAUCAGGUCUUCCAUUUUUUAUGCGAGUGUUGUGUUUAUCAAUUUUUGACAAAGCAAUAUCGUGUUUAGUACUAAUAAUCUAGCGGCUCGCAUGUUUAAUAUUACAAACUCAUUCAUUCAUAUGUGUUAUGGCGUUAAUUCGAAAUGAAUCAAUACUCAUAAAGUUCACACACAUCCAGAUAAACACAUAAUUUUUAUAAUUGUGCAAUUUAUUACUAAAUACAAUUUUAUUACUUGUUAGAUAUCGUAGCUCUUGAAGGUAUCUUUUGAAUCAUUCAAAUUUUCGUCUAAGAAAGUUGUUAACUAUUUAUUGUUUUCUUUAACACUGAAAUAAAUACCACUAUCUUUCAUUAUCAUGCCAAAGAAACCAUUGUUAGUAUUAUUUAUAAAUGACAGCAGCAAUUUUGUACAAUUAAGCCAUGGUAUUGGAAAAGGUCCCUGAAUUUUUAUUAAGCAUGCCAUAAAUUCUUCUAUUUAAAUAUUUAACACUAGUCUAUUAAGUUCAACGACUUGAUGAAAUGAUUAUAAUAUAUAUUUUUUGGAUAUCGAAAGUUGUCAUCGUGCCAUUUUGUUGUCAAGUUUAUAAUUCGAUUUCUCAGGGACCAAUUUUCGUGAAUUAGGCAGUGAAAAAUUUUAGUAAAACAUUUGUUUAUUGUUAUAAAGUGUCAUUUUAUAAUAUAUUAUUAUAAUUCACAAAAGCUGAGUACUCAUUUAACUAUCCAACUUCUUUUUAUUGUACCGGUUAGAUACCACUAGUAUAGUUAAUUAAGAACGUGAAAAAAAUUUACUUGUUUUUGUCGCUUAGUUUUCCAUAUAACAUAUAAUAUGUAAGUUUAAAUUUACUUUUAAUCUAUUCGAUAAACUUACUUCUCUUAUCAUAAGUUGUAACGUCAAAUACGUUUUCUGUUACUUUUUUAUUUUUUAUUUUCUAAAUAUUUUGCGUACU
Molecule: messenger RNA, 7940 nt
Organism: Phymastichus coffea
Lineage: Eukaryota; Metazoa; Arthropoda; Insecta; Hymenoptera; Eulophidae
Gene: mbc
Product: dedicator of cytokinesis protein 1
Exons: 19
Coding region: 732-6704 (1990 amino acids)
Biological process (GO): small GTPase-mediated signal transduction; cell migration
Cellular component (GO): plasma membrane; cytoplasm
Molecular function (GO): small GTPase binding; guanyl-nucleotide exchange factor activity
Source: RefSeq, a predicted model, not a curated record